AUGGCAACCCUGCAGCUUGGUGAGUAUUCCUCCUUCCAGCUUUCCAUCGCCAUCAUCCUUCUAACCUUAACAAUCCGAGUUGGGCUCGGAUUUAUAUCCAGCAGCCCAGCCAGAUCCAAGAAGAAACCACUCCCACCAGGCCCAUGGAAGCUCCCGUUCAUCGGCAACAUCCACCAGCUGGCAACCUCCACGCUGCCGCACCACCGCCUCCGGGACCUGGCCCAGAAGCACGGCCCAGACCUCAUGCACCUCCAGCUGGGCCAGCUGGCCCACGUUGUGGUCUCCAGCCCGGAAGCCGCCAGAGAGGUGAUGAAAACCCACGACCUCACCUUCGCCUCCAGGCCCAACCUCCUCGUCUCCGACAUCGUCCUGUACGGCCGCAUCGGGCCCUACGGCGAGCACUGGCGCCAGAUGCGGAAGGUCUCCGCCGUCGAGCUGCUCAGCGCCAAGCGGGUCGGGUCCUUCCGCCCCAUCCGCGAAUCCGAGGUCGCCAAGCUGGUCGCCGGCAUCUCGUGCGGCGGCGCGGCUGGGGCCGCCGUCAACGUCAGCCGGAUGCUGGCGGCGACGUCCAGCGGGGUGACAUUCAGGGCGGCGUUCGGGAUGGAGAAGGAGGUGAAGGAAGCCCUGUUCGUGAAAUUGGUGACUGACGUCACCGACGCCGUAGCGGCUUUUCGGGUGUCGGAUCUGUACCCGUCUCUGAAGUUCCUGCCGUCGUUGACCGGCUACCGGGCUCACCUUACGAGGAUGCAUCUGGCGGCGGAUGAAAUGCUGGAGGAGAUCAUUGGAGAGCAUAGAGUAAAGCGAGAAGGGAGGAAGGAUUUAGAUGAUGGUGGUGGUUAUGAUCAACAUCAGACGGAAGAUUUAGUUGAUAUUCUUCUGAAUCUUCAGGAGAGCGGUGGGCUUGGAUACCCCAUCACCAUGAACGACAUCAAAGGUGUCAUUUUCGAGGUGUUUCUGGCCGGUACUGAAACUUCAACGAGAACUGUAGAGUGGACUCUGUCGGAGAUGAUAAAGAAUCCAAGAGUGAUGAAAAAAGCGCAAGAAGAAGUGAGACAAAUGUUUAGUGAAGGAGCAGUCAAGGAAGAAGGUCUUCAUAAGCUCAAGUAUUUGGACUGUGUUAUUCAAGAAGGUUUGAGGUUGCACCCGCCACUGCCUCUGCUUCUCCCCAGAGAGUGUCGAGAAAGGGAAGAGAUAUGUGGCUAUGAGAUUCCGAAGAAAACCAAGGUCCUCAUCAAUGCGUGGGCUAUUGGGAGAGACUCUCGUUACUGGACGGAGCCUGAUAAGUUCUAUCCCGAAAGGUUUAUGGAUUCCUCACUCGAUUAUAAGGGAACGAAAUUCGAGUUCAUUCCCUUUGGUGCUGGCAGGAGGAUAUGUCCUGGAAUUUCGUUCGGUGUGGCUCUCGUGAAAAUUAUGCUCGCGAAUUUGAUAUACCAUUUCGAUUGGAAACUUCCAGGUGACGCGAAACCUGAGAAUUUAGAUAUGACGGAACAAUUUUCAGCAUCGGUCAGAAGAAAACAUAAUCUAUCAUUGAUUCCCAUUUCAUAUGAUGCAAUCUCGCACCGAAAGACCAAUUGA
Linum trigynum is the source of this 1575-nucleotide messenger RNA. The record is from the annotation of a GenBank genome assembly. Lineage: Eukaryota; Viridiplantae; Streptophyta; Magnoliopsida; Malpighiales; Linaceae.